CGAGCUGACGCGGAGAGAAGGCGCAGCCCGAGUGCUUCACUCUUGCCGGCCGGCAGCCGGUCUGUGCCCAGGCUCCCAGUUGUAGGAUGGCGGACCCGGCGCUGGCGAUGGAGGGCGAGGAGACUACGGUGCGCUUCGCCCGCAAGGGCGCCCUGCGGCAGAAGAACGUGCACGAAGUGAAGGACCACAAGUUCACCGCCCGCUUCUUCAAGCAGCCCACCUUCUGCAGCCACUGCACCGACUUCAUCUGGGGCUUCGGCAAGCAGGGAUUCCAGUGUCAAGUUUGCUCCUUCGUCGUCCACAAGCGGUGCCAUGAGUUUGUCACCUUCUCCUGCCCAGGUGCGGACACAGGCCCUGCCUCUGAGGAUCCCCGGAACAAGCAUGGCUUCAAGACUCACACCUACUCCAGCCCAACGUUCUGCGAUCACUGCGGCUCUCUGCUCUAUGGCCUGAUCCACCAGGGCAUGAAAUGCGAUUCCUGCAUGAUGAACGUCCAUAAGCGAUGUGUCUCCAAUGUGCCCAGUAUGUGUGGCAUGGACCACACUGAACGACGAGGACGCAUUUUCAUCAAGGCGGAAAUGAUCAAGGACUUGCUCACCGUUGUAGUGAAAGAAGCCCGGAACCUGGUGCCCAUGGACCCCAAUGGCCUGUCAGACCCCUACGUGAAGUUGAAGCUGAUUCCGGACCCAAAGAGCGAGAGCAAGCAGAAAACCAAGACCAUCAAAUGCUCUCUCAACCCAACCUGGAACGAGAGUUUCACAUUCAAUCUGAAGGAUUCUGACAAGGAUCGGAGGCUUUCCAUUGGAAUAUGGGACUGGGACCUAACCAGCAGGAAUGAUUUCAUGGGAUCGCUCUCUUUUGGCAUCUCGGAGCUGCAGAAAGCAGGGGUCAAUAGCUGGUACAAGUUGUUGAGCCAAGAGGAAGGGGAAUAUUAUAACGUCCCAGUGCCCCCCGAAGAGGAUGUUGAAGGAAAUGAGGAUCUCAGGCAGAAAUUUGAGAGAGCCAGAAUUGGGCCAGGAUCAAAGGCAGCAGAGGAAAUGAAAUCCAACUCGUGGUCGAAGAUCGACAAUAAUGGCAAUCGAGACCGGAUGAAGCUGGCCGAUUUCAACUUUUUGAUGGUGCUUGGAAAGGGCAGCUUUGGGAAGGUGAUGCUGGCAGAGAGAAAAGGCACGGACGAACUGUAUGCCAUCAAGAUCCUGAAGAAGGAUGUGGUAAUCCAGGAUGAUGAUGUGGAGUGUACCAUGGUGGAGAAGAGAGUUUUAGCUGCUCCUGGGAAGCCACAGUUCCUGACCCAACUCCACUCCUGCUUCCAGACCAUGGAGCGGUUGUACUUUGUGAUGGAGUAUGUGAAUGGAGGUGACCUCAUGUACCAGAUUCAGCAAGUUGGCAGAUUCAAGGAGCCCCAUGCUGUGUUCUAUGCAGCUGAGAUUGCCGUUGGUCUCUUCUUCCUCCACAAUCAUGGCAUCGUUUACAGAGAUCUGAAGUUGGACAAUGUGAUGCUGGAUUCAGAAGGGCAUAUAAAGAUAGCUGAUUUUGGCAUGUGCAAGGAGAACAUGUGGGACGGGGUGACAACCAAGACCUUCUGCGGUACUCCUGACUACAUCGCUCCUGAGAUCAUUGCUUAUCAGCCGUAUGGAAAGUCUGUGGACUGGUGGGCCUAUGGAGUGCUACUGUAUGAAAUGUUGGCAGGACAGCCUCCUUUUGAUGGUGAAGAUGAAGAUGAGCUUUUCCAAUCCAUCAUGGAGCACAAUGUAACUUACCCCAAAUCUAUGUCCAAAGAAGCAGUAUCCAUUUGUAAAGGGCUUUUAACAAAGCAUCCAGCUAAGCGCCUGGGCUGCAGUCCCGAGGGGGAGCGAGAUGUCAAGGAACACGCAUUUUUCCGAUGGAUUGAUUGGGAAAAGUUGCAACGCAUGGAAAUUCAGCCUCCGUUCAAGCCAAAAGCGUGCGGGCGCAACGCUGAGAACUUCGACCGAUUUUUCACCCGUCAUCCGCCAGUUUUAACACCACCUGACCAAGAGGUCAUCAUGAAUAUUGACCAGGCAGAGUUUGAGGGCUUCUCUUUUGUUAACUCGCAGUUUGAGAAGGCUGAGAUUUUGUGUUAAUUAUGUUUGGGGAGGAAAUGAGGGUACGAGAGGGGAGGGAGGGGGGUCAGACAUCCUCUUCUGCAUAAGGGCCAAGUUUUGGUGUGUUGCAGCAUGUUCAGAGGCUGUUCACUUUCUGCAAUGUUCGCUUGGCAAAUCUCUCAAAGUGUGUUGGGAAUGCAGUACUUCAUUCAUCAGCUCACCACAGCAGGACUAAGAAUGGUCACAGCAGCGGACCGGCCAGUGCUGACAGUUCGCAUUGGUUGCAGGUGCUUCCCUUUAUAUUCCGUCUGUACGAAGGUGCUUUGCUAUAUUAUUUGCUGCCUGGUUGCCAAAAUUUGUGAUCUCUAUCUAUUAAUCGGCUCAGGCCAGUGGCUUCCCUGCUGCUCUGAUACACAAAGGUAACCCACCUUUCACUAUACUGUGAGACGCCUCUGCCUGUGAAAUCCAUGGUGUGUGUUUGUGAAGGUUUCCUCGCGAAACGUGUCUGUGGCUUUUGGGAAAUCUACUCCAGGGAGAUUGUUGUUAACGGAUUUAAAAUGUCAUUCUCAGCAGCUCUUAAAAAAUGUGUCAAGGUCGUUGUGAAUGUUUUCUGGCCCGCAUAAUGUGAUUCCAGAGGCUGAUGUGUAAUUAUAAUUAGAUUUGAAUUAAACAAAGUGUUUGUAAAGUUUGCUCGGUUUUAGAAGUGUUAGCACCUGUCCCCUUCCCCGAAUAAAUUCUUUUCCGUGCUGAAUAAGAUGCUGAAGACUGAGCCGCCUUCACACUGGCUUGGUCUGACCUUGUUGAUGAACCUUCUAGCUGAAUGCUAGCAUGUUUAAAGCGAAAAUGAAAAAUUGCAAGAAAUUUAAACAAAUAAGUGCAUGCCUGUUGUUUUUGUAGCGUGUUGCUAACAGUGCCUGCAGUUGAUGUGCCAAAUAUUUUUCCAGUAUUGAUAAACAAUAAAGAAAAUCGCACCAAACAAACAAGCUCUGCAUUGCUUCAGUCACCUGUUUCAUUUAGCAUCACUUCUACAAUUUUUAUUUGGGAGUUUUCUAUGCUACUGUAAUGAGUCAGGAAGCAAAGUUAAUUAAAUCUGCCUGAAAUAUACGACAAGAGCUUAUCGGAAGUUGCCAGCCCUAUCAGCCCACAACAGGUCACCUUGCUAAUGCAUUCAUUUCCGACUGAAACCUUCAUAAUCCUUUUCUCACAACUUCCCGUACAAAUUACAGAAGAGUACCAACCAGCUGAAAAACCAUAUACAAACAACCUAGGAAUGAAUGGUGACAGAAUGAAAGACAGCCAUUCAGUCCAAAGAUUCUACACUGCAGCAUCGAUCCAGCCAGUCUAAAUUCCCACCAUCCUCAUAGAUCUAAGCUUAUACCAUCCAGAUACUUCCCGGCUCUCUUCUGGAUGUUUUAAUUGAAUCUCCCCCACUUCCCCGCCCCUUCUCCGGCAAUACCUCCAGGAGCUUGUUGUGUAAAAGAUUCUCAUUGCCACCCUGUUCCUCUGCCAUUUACAUUUUUCAAUUUGGUGUUCGCCAGAUCGAUGGGAACAGGUUUUCUCUCUGUGUGCCCUUCUUGAGCCCACACCCUCCUCUGUUCCGAGCGAUCAUCUUUAUCACCUGCUACCUGCUCUCCUCCCUGCAAUCGUGUAAACCACUUCUGCACCCUCCCCAAAGCUGUUGCAACUAUCCAGCCAUGUCAGGCACCCUGAAACGGCGACACUACCCGUGUUUUCUAAAUAAAUCAUAAUUUCCUUGCUGCUGGACGCAGGAUGCUGCUUGCGGUUUUAACCACUUCCACAUCUGUUCCUUUAUUCAUUCUUGCCCCCUAUAGUUUAGAACAUAGAACUGUAUAGUACAGGAACGGGCCCUUUUGGCCACAAUGUCUAUGCUGAACAUGAUGCCAAGACCUAUUCUUAUCCACCUGCACAUAAUCGAUAUCCCUCCAGAUCGUGCAUAUUCAUGAGCACAUCCAAAGGUUUCUUAAAUGUCACAUCUGCCUCCACCAAUGAAUCUUUAUUGUCACGUGUACCUAAGCACAGUUAAAUUCUUUGUUUUUGCACAUAAGUCAGUAAAAUCAUACAACAGUCUCCACCCAGGCAGUACACAAAGAGUCGUCACCAUUCUGGCGCCGACGGUUUCAAAAGUUCUUAGUACAUGUUUGCCUUCUUGCAGUGGUGAACCAGGCCUAUUGCCACAUGUAGACACAGGCGACCCACAAGGUACCUCUCUGUUCUCAGCGGCCCGUCCGCUGGAUUGUUCUUGACGGCUUCCCCUCCCAUCCACUCCCGCCAGUUCUGUCUUUGUUCUCGGUGCCCCCCCCCCCCCCCCCCCCCCCGCAUCCCUCUUUGCUUUCCGUGGCCCCAGCCCGGUCCCCCAUUGCUCAUGCCAGCCGUCGGCCUGGUCCCUCUUAUUUCUCAGCGGCCCGUCUACCAUUCAGUUCCACAGCAUCACAAGCCCCCGCAGCGUGUUCCAGGCACUCACUACCCUCUGUGUUAAACAAAAACUUACCCUGCACAUCUUUUAAACUUUGCCCCUCAUGGACUGGGUGGGCCGAAGGGCCUGUUUCCAUGCUGUAUCUCUGAACUAAACUAAACUGAUCCUCUCGGUUGGGUAGAUUACAACCGAACGGUAUGAACAUUGAAUUCUCCAGUUUUAGGUAGUGCCUAACAAUGCCCCGCUCCCCCUCCUCUUACGCGCCAUACUCCCCUUCUCUCCCCUCUCCCAUCUGCCCCACCUAGACUUCCCGCCCCCUCCCCUCCACCGACAUUCCUUCUUCUGACUUCACAAUUGGCAACUUUCAAAUCUUUUUGUGCCAUUCCCUCUAUUUUUUUCUGUUCCUGCUCACACUUGUGUAAGAGAAAAAUUGAAUCAUUUGCCUCAAUUUCCAUUAUUAUGCAUUAUCAAUGAUUGGAUCCCAGUACAUUACUACCACUCUCUUGAACUAGAAUAGUGCGGGAGACAUUAUCAGUCCUUAAUGUUAACUGUGAGCGACAUCACUUUCUGAUACUUAUUUUGCAUUACUUACUUAAUGUCUUCUCCUCACUCUGGGCUCAAUGUACAGGUUUAAUUCUUCCCGGAUAAAAUUGCUAUCAUUUCCUAUUUGGUUUACAUGAUCAACUUUGUGUAUAUGUUAUCAACAUUUCUGUGCAUGUAAUUAUUCAGAGUGUGUUGUAUUCAUGUGUCGUUCUUCAUCACCGUUGAAUGCAAGUUGUCAAUUAUUUCAUGGUGCACUGUAUCAGAAUCAGCAAUCAAUUUUAAUUACACACUGCAUAUCAUGUACUGUAUUCAUCAUUUCCUGUUACCCAUUUUGCACUGUGACUGUGUGCACAUUUUGGACCAAUUUAUGUUACUGAAGUGUGUAGAGUAUGUUAUUUCAAACUGCAUUGUGAUUCUUCCUUACUUAACCAAGCAUGUCUUACUAACCAGGACACACAAUGUAAAUAACAUCCUUGAUCUACCAAUUUAAUCUACCACGGGUAACAGAAAAAAAUAUAUUGUACAAUCCGACACAAAAUGCACAGAAUAUAUCUUGUGUCAAGUAAUGGUCAAAGUGUGUGAUCCUUUUUACCUUGCAUGAAUGGCAUGAAAAUCCUUGUUCAAUGAAAUGCACUAUAUGUCUUAUUCACUUCUCUUAACCCACUAAUAUCAAUAUCUGAGCAUGUGAACGGUUUGAAAAGUUGCAUGAUAUUGAGCAUGCAAUACAUUGCGACCUCAUCCUCAUACAGCCAUGCAUCAAGGUCCCCUUAUUCCAGUUUACAGUGCAUGUAUGCUCCAUUUGUAAUGGAAACUGUGUAUCAACCUGCUCAUUGUGUAUUAAACUACUUCCUAGAGU
Leucoraja erinaceus (little skate) is the source of this 5896-nucleotide messenger RNA. RefSeq names its product protein kinase C beta type. NCBI's taxonomy places the organism in Eukaryota, Metazoa, Chordata, Chondrichthyes, Rajiformes, Rajidae. Gene Ontology annotation, biological process: protein phosphorylation. The record is from RefSeq and is a predicted model, not a curated record. Gene Ontology annotation, molecular function: zinc ion binding; ATP binding; diacylglycerol-dependent serine/threonine kinase activity. The transcript is spliced from 17 exons. Bases 87 to 2102 code for a protein of 671 amino acids.